Messenger RNA from Aspergillus chevalieri, 1722 nucleotides. RefSeq names its product putative MFS transporter. The coding region runs from base 1 to 1722 and encodes 573 amino acids. Lineage: Eukaryota; Fungi; Ascomycota; Eurotiomycetes; Eurotiales; Aspergillaceae. Gene Ontology annotation, biological process: transmembrane transport. The record is from RefSeq and is a predicted model, not a curated record. Gene Ontology annotation, molecular function: transmembrane transporter activity. The transcript has 3 exons.
AUGAACCGACAACAGCAAGCUGCCGAGCGGUCUCUCCAUGACCAGACAAACAUAUUGCCGUUUCGCAAGUUAAUCAUCGUCUUUUCUGGUCUCGCAAUCUCGCUACUCGUCACUUUCGUGGACCAGAAUGGAAUCAGUGUCACCCUCCCGACUGUUGCCAACGAUCUCAAUGCACAGAAUUCCAUAUCCUGGGCCGGUACAUCGUCCCUAAUUGCCAACACGAUGUUCACGGUACUUUAUGGUCGCCUCUCAGACAUAUUUGGUCGCAAAAUCGUAUAUUUAUGCGCGUUAGCUCUACUCUGCAUUGCGGACUUGCUAUGUGGUCUUUCGCAAAAUGCUGCCAUGUUCUAUGUCUUCCGUGGAGUAGCUGGAAUUGCUGGCGGUGGCGUUACGUCUCUGACCAUGAUCAUUGUAUCGGACGUCGUCACUCUUCAAGAGCGUGGCAAGUAUCAGGGCAUCCUAGGUGGUGCGCUCGGACUUGGGAAUGUGAUAGGCCCUUUUAUAGCGGCCGCAUUCAUCAUGAGAUCGACAUGGCGCGGAUUCUUCUGGCUUAUCUCCCCACUGUCAGCACUCUCGAUGGUUGUCGGAUAUCUUCUCAUUCCAAACAAUGCUCGGAAGGAUGGCUUCAAAAAAAGCUUGGGCAGGAUUGAUUUCUAUGGUAUCCUUGCGUCUUCGAUUGCGGUUAUCUUUAUAUUGCUUCCCAUUUCUGGGGGUGGUUCUUACUUCAACUGGGACUCUGCUAUGGUCAUUAGCAUGCUGACGAUUGGUGGCUGCUCCCUUAUUGCAUUCAUCUUCAUUGAAUGGAAAGUAGCCAUGCUACCUAUGCUUCCCAUUGUGUUCUUCAAAAACAAGGUGAUCUGCGCACUUUUCCUGCAAAGCUUUCUUCUGGGAGCAGUUUACCAAGCCUAUCUUUACUAUCUGCCACUUUACUAUCAGAACGCACGAGGAUGGACGCCGAUUGUUUCUGCUGCCCUAACGGCACCUAUGGUCGCCUGCCAAUCGAUUGCCUCCAUUGCGUCAGGUCAAUAUAUUUCACGACUUCAGCGUUAUGGCGAGGUGAUUUGGUGUGGUUUCGGUCUAUGGACAUUAGGAGCUGGGUUGAUGCUGCUUUUCGACCGUACAACUAAUCCCGGUGUCAUCGCUGUUAUUGUUGGAAUUGCUGGAGUCGGGGUUGGAUUCACAUUUCAACCGACCAUGAUCGCCUUCCAAGCACACGCUACGAAAUCACAACGCGCCGUUGUUAUCUCAGACCGCAACUACUUCCGUUGUUUGGGGGGCGCAUGUGGACUGGCCGUUUCGGCUGCUAUCUUACAGGCUACACUGAAGACCAAUCUGCCAGAUGGAUACCAGCAUCUAGCCCAUUCUACAUACAGUCUGCCAUCAAAGUCCAGCAUUCCGGAAGCAGAUUGGGAGAAUAUCCUUACAGCGUAUGCAAAGGCUUCUCAUGCGGUAUUCAUUCUACAGGUUCCCCUUAUCGGAUUGGCUUUUAUUGCUUGCAUGUUCAUUCGGGACCGGGGCUUGGAGAGACCGAAGGAUCCUCACGAGGAGGAGGCUAUCAAAGAACAGCAGCAACAACAAAGUCAAGAGAAGUCCGACGCCCAGGAUCUAUCCGGGCAGGCGCCCGACACUGAGACGACUGAAGAACGGUCAACCUCAGGGCAUAACGAGCCUGAGGGAAUGCCCUCAGUUGAUUCAAAGGAUCCAGCUCGGUCACCUUGUUGA